GUGUGUCAGUGUGUGCCUGUUUGUGUGUGUGAGUGAGUCAGUGUGUGCGUGUGUGUGUGUAUGUCAGUGUGUGUCAGUGUGGUGUGUGUGCCUGUGCGUGUGUGUGUGUAUCAGUGUGCGUGUGUCAGUGUGUGCGUGUGUCUACGAGAGAGAGAGAACACAAACAGUGGGAGUGGAGGAGCGGAGGAGUGCGGUGAAGCCCAGGCAGGACUGGGCAGCUCUCAGCCCGUCUCCCUGCUCGGAGACACUGGGUGGGGCAGAGUCAGAGUGAGGUGUCACUGGAGAUCCGUCAUCAACCACAAAAACAAAGCAGCCAUCAUAACAGACACAUGACCUCACUCGCAGCCCUCUGGCUUGCUUUCUUUCCUUCUUUCCUUCUUUCUGUGUUUGCUUCUCUCCUCUCCUCUCAAGUGUCGCUCUUUCUCUCCUCUUCUCUCCCGCACUGUCAGAGUGCUACACUGCGCUGCACAGAUGAUCUGAUCAGACAUGACUUCUCAUUAAUCCCUCCAUGGAAACCUGGCUCAGCUGCAGGGCUCCCAUCUCGAGGUGUGUCCCAGACGAGAGGCAACUUGCAGCAGUGAAGAGUUACUGAAGCUGAACUGAGUCACGCAGACCAGCGUUUGGGCUCUAGUGCCUUCAUAAGAGUUAUUAUUAAGAUGAAGCUAGAAGAGACCGAGUCAAGCAGACCAGCGUUUGGGCUCCAGAGCCUUCAUCAGAGCUACUGAAACUGAACUGAGUCAAGCAGACCAGCGUUUGGGCUCUAGUGCCUUCAUCAGAGUUACUGAAGCUGAGCUGAGUCAAACAGACCAGCGUUUGAGCUCUAGUGCCUUCAUCAGAGUUACUGAAACUGAACUGAGUCAAGCAGACCAGCGUUUGGGCUCCAGAGCCUUCAUCAGAGCUACUGAAACUGAACUGAGUCAAGCAGACCAGCGUUUGGGCUCCAGAGCCUUCAUCAGAGCUACUGAAACUGAACUGAGUCAAGCAGACCAGCGUUUGGGCUCCAGAGCCUUCAUCAGAGCUACUGAAACUGAACUGAGUCAAGCAGACCAGCGUUUGGGCUCCAGAGCCUUCAUCAGAGCUACUGAAACUGAACUGAGUCAAGCAGACCAGUGUCUGGGCUCCAGUGCCUUCAUCAGUGCUAUUGAAACUGAAGCAUGUGUUAUUAUUGAGCACGUGUUAUUACUGAGAUGAAGCUGGAAGAGAUGGCUGGUUCCUGCACUCCCUGCCCCCUCACAGGAACGAGCUGUGGGAUGAUUAGGAAGCAGGAGGACGUGUGACGAGAUACCAGCAGAGGGGAGGAGAGCAAUUCAACUCACCGGUGUGUCACCACCCGGACUGCCAGGCGCUGAACAGCCACACCCCCCUGAACCUGUGUGAGUCAUGUGACUCCCGCUGUCACCGCGAGCAACCUGGAGACAGCAUGCACUACGACAGACACCCCUGCUUCCACCUGCAGCCACAAGGUUCGAUCCUGGAGCGAAACGUGUCGACGCGGUCCUGCCCCACCCGCACCAGCCCCCCCCCUGACCUGGAGGAGGAGGAGGAGGGGGAGGGGGGAGGCGACACUGGCAAGGGGGAUCGCAAAAGCGCAGCUUUGAAGCUGAACAAAAAAAAACCACGACGGAGACACACUGAUGAUCCCAGGAAGGAGUGCUUCACUCUGAAGUUCGACCUGAAUGUGGACAUCGAGUCUGAGAUCGUCCCUGCCAUGAAGAAGAAGACACUCAGGGAGGUUCUGUGCCCUGUGUUCGAGAGGAAGGGGAUUGAGCUGGGGAAGGUGGAUCUGUUCCUUGACCAGUCCAACACGCCGCUGUCUCUUGGGUUCGAGGCGUACAGAUUCGGGGGGCACUACCUCAAGAUCAGAGCCAAGCCCGGGGACGAGGUGAAGGUGGAGAAGGCUGUGAAGGAAUUCCACUCGCUCAGUCUGCCCAGCAUGAGGGGCUCCUCCGGACCACCCCCCCACAUCGUGUCCCCCGCCAGCGAGACGACAGAGCCGGGACAGCCAGGACGGAGGGACAGCACCGAGGUCAUGGCCCAGACACGCAGGAGGAAGAACAUCACAGAGUUCCUGGGUGACUCCAGCAUCCCGCCCCCCGACUCCCUGCCCCAGCAUAGCGCCUCUCUGCCCAGCAGCGCGGGAUUGGGGGCUCUGGGGACCCCGGGGGGGUCCGGGGCAGAGAGGAGGAAGAACAAAGCGGCCAGCAGGUUCAGCGGCUUCUUUGGAGCUGCGGCCGGAGCGGGACCCUUCAACAAGGAGCUGGACCGCAUGGAGCUGCUGCAGAGCAAGCUGCACACCUACACCACGCUGGGGCUGCCCAAGAUGCCGGCCCAGCUGCUCUUCCAUCAGGACUCCUGGGAGGAGGAGGAGGAGGAGGAGGAGCCCGGCCUGCCCCUGGAGGAGUCCUGGCAGCAGCUCAUCGACGCCCCACAGGCGCUGAGCAUGAAACAGUCCCACCAGCAGGAGGCGAUCUGGGAGCUGCUUCAGACUGAGGCCCUCUACAUCAAGAAGCUCCGAGUCAUCACUGACCUGUUCUUGUGCUCCCUGCUGAGCCUGCAGGAGUCGGGGCUCCUGCUCGAGGUGCAGCCCGAGCGGCUCUUCAGCAACAUCCAGGAGAUCCUGCAGCUGCACCGCACACUGUGGAGGGAGGUGAUGGCACCGCUGCUGGAGAGAGCGCGCCAGGAACGGAGCCUGCUCAACCCUGACCAGCUGCACAGCGGCUUCAACACGUUUGGCUCACGGUUCAAGCCCUAUACCCGGUACUGCAUGCAGCAGGAGGGCUGCAUGGACUACGUGAGGAGUCUGCUGAGAGACAACGAGCUGUUCAGGACAUUCGUCACGUGGGCAGAGACUCACAAGCAGUGUAACCGGCUCAAGCUGACAGACAUGCUGGUGAAGCCACACCAGCGCCUCACCAAGUACCCGCUGCUGCUGAAGAGCGUGCUGAAGAAAACAGACGAGCCAGAGAGCCGAGACGCCAUCAGCAGCAUGGUGGGCUCGGUCGAGUGCUUCAUUAACCAGGUGAACUCGAGGAUGCGUCAGCGGCAGGAUAAGCAGAGGCUGGAGGCCGUCACAGGGAGGAUCGACUUAUCCGAGGUGGUGGAGGGGAGCAGCGACGAGGUCGAGAAGAUCCUGCGUGGUUUCUACCGCUUCGAACUCACCAUGCCCAUGAGGGGCACCUCCCCAGACGAGAGCCGGCAACUGCACCUGGAGGGGGCACUGCGCAUGAAGGAGGGCAAAGACAGCAAGAUGGAUGUGUACUGCUUCCUGUUCACUGACCUCCUCCUCAUCACCAAGCCGCUGAAGCGUGCCGAGCGAGCCAAGGUGAUCCGGCAGCCCCUGCUGGUGGAGAACAUCGUGUGCCGGGAGCUCAGGGACCCCGGAUCCUUCCUGCUGAUCUACCUGAAUGAGUUCCAGAGCGCUGUGGCAGCGUACUCCUUCCAGGCCAGCAGCCAGGCGCUGAGCCGGGGCUGGAUAGAGGCUCUCAGCAACGCACAGACCCUGCUGGAGCGGCUGCGUGUUGAGGAGGUGCAGAGGGGGGAGGAGGAGGAGGGGAAGGGAGGGGACCCCGAGAGCGGGGUCUCCACAGCCAGCUCCCCCAGUCCGCCGCGCAGGAACCAGCAGGACUCCCAGCACAGCUCGACGGAGACGAUCCUGGUGGAUGUACGGGACGCGAGCAGCGAGGCUUUAUCAUCGUCCCCCGAAUCGGAGCGGAGGGGUCCCUUCAGCUCCCCUUCCGAGGGGGAGACGGCGUCGCUGAGCACCAACUCCAUCUCCUCCGAGACCCCCACACUCGCACACAGCCCCGCGCAGGAGGUGGAGGAGGAGGGGGAGGGCAGCCCGGCCACGCAGGGGUCCAGACCAGCCAGUCGGAGUCUCUCCGUUCCCACAGCCAGCUGCCUCCGCUCGCCCUCCAUCGACAGCGCCUACGGGACCCUCUCCCCCGCCUCUCUGAUGAGGAGGAGAGAGGAGGAAGGAGAGACCGAAGAAGAGGAGGGGGAGAGCAGGGCCUCCAAUCGCCCCCAGAAAGUCAGACCCUCCUCUUCCUCUUCGUCGACGUCUUCCUCCUCCUCCACCCGCCUCUGCCGCCAGCCCCCGGUCCAGUCUCGAACCCUGUGUCAGCGGCCCGGCCCCCUGCAGUCCAAAUCGGAGGCCAGCCUGCUGGAGCUGGCGUCCCGAAACAGGCUGCAGCAGAGCGGAGGGGGAGGGGGAGGGGGAGGGGGAGGGGGAGGGAUGGAAGAAGGAAGCGUCCUGAGCAAGAGUCUGUCCCAGCUGUGCCAAACUGAAACGCGAACGCAGCCUGUUUUCUAUCAGGCGGAGGAGGAGGAGGAGGAGGAGGAGGAGGAAGGGGGUCGGUGUAAGCACUGUGGCAGGACCAGCAGGGUGGCAGACACCCUAAAACGGGGGCAGAGGGGAGGUAAAGCUCUGGGCAGCAGCUGUAGCAACAGCAGCAGCGGCUCGGAGCUCUCGGAGGGAGAGGCCGGGGAAACAGCGCACCACGCAGCCCGACAGGAGCAGUGCAGCUGCCUUUGCACACGGGGUGAUGUCACAGCCCCCAGCCCCACCCACAACCCACACAGCCAAUCCCUGAGCGAGCACGCUGGCGGCGGUGUUGCCGUAGAGACCGGAGUGGCCCAGCAGACCCAGCACAAGAAGCUGACCCUGGCCCAGCUGUACAGGAUCCGGACCUCGCUGGUUCUGAACUCCACGCUCACAGCCUCGGAGGUGUAGCUUCGGGCGCCUCGGGCUCCGGCUGGGAAGCUGCUCCAGGGAACGGCGAGCGAUCCUGCCGCGUCUCCGAGGCUUCAAGAGGAACUCGAGUGGAGGGAGACGCAGUUUGCAGUGGGACUUGUUCAGCGACACAAAUGCACUCCAAUAGGGGAGGAAAAUUUACCCUGCCCCCCCUUUUUUCCUUUUAAUACCAAAAAUACUUUGUAUGUGUGUGUGUGUGAGGCACAGCCAUGACUUUAUUAUUAUUAUUAUUAUAACAACAGUAAUAAUAUAAAUAAGACUUCUCUUCAUUUUUUGCACUUUGUGACAUUAAGGAGUUUAAAGGACCUGUGUGAGGGGAUACAAAAACAGAUGAAAGAGAGAAAGAAAGAGAGAGAGAAAGAAAGAAAGAAGGAAUGAAAUACAAAAACCUCUCUGAUUUGGGCCUGCCUUUCGAGAUCAGGCCGCUGUGGUAAUCUGAGGACAGACAGAGAAGAGACGGACGGACGGACUAAGGGAGAGAAGGAGAGUGAAAAUCACACUUCACCAGCAGCAGGUUCUUGCUUUCAAACUAACCACUGCAGGACUUUGUGUUUAAAUGUAAUUGCACUGUGGAAGCAAACGCAAGACAGCAGAACUGCAUCGUCUGAAUUUCCUGCCGUUGAAAAGAGAGAAAUGUUUAAAAAAAAAAAAAAUGUUCUUAAUUUUUUUCUGGAUAUCAAUUAGCAGCAAAAAAAAAUUAAAAUAACGCACUCCCUUUGUUUCCAGUCCAAAGCUUUGUUCUUGGGACUUGAAGGUCCGUGGCUGGCAAUAAUCACGCAAUCGUACGAUGUGCAGUUAAGAGGCAUGGCUGAAACAUUUGUCUAAUUGUAGCAUCCGGCUCGGUUUCUAAUGCUACGGGUUUGGCAGCCAGGACUGGGGUAUUGUAUUCUUUAGAAAUGAUGCCACCCCCUCCACGCAGGAACUGAUUCUUUCCAGAAAACUAAAAUGAAAAACUGUCCUUCCAAACUAAUCUGACCUCCUGUGGGACACCAGGUCUGUUUCUGGAGUCAGGGCUCCAUCAGCCAGCAUCUGUAUACUAAUGUUAAACACCAGCUAGUGAUCUGCCACCUGGCAUCAAAUUCCUUUGGUUUGCGUGCCUACCACAGCCAGCUCCGCCUCGGACAAGCGUUUCGCAUCACCUACAGUUGUAGGAUUGAGACAAUCUUUUAACGCAUUUGAUAAACCACUCAGGGUGACUGCAAGCAAUCAAUGAAAGACAUUUUAAUCGGGAGCUUCCUGCAGAGGGAGGGAGUGCAGCCCCUGGAACAGCUCCCACACUGGCAAUGGAAACACAGUUUCAUUGUCUACUGAACACAGAAGAGAUUAUUAUGAACUCACAAAAAAGCCUUUUCUUUUAUUAAUAUGCUUGUUGGUAUUAUGUUGCCUAAAAGCUAAUAGUUUGAUUCAUGUCUUAACAAUUUAAUUAAAAUGUCGUAUUUAUUAAACUCAAUGUGUUUAUUUUAUAAAAAGA
This is a messenger RNA of Acipenser ruthenus (sterlet), 6221 nucleotides long. RefSeq names its product pleckstrin homology domain-containing family G member 5-like. Lineage: Eukaryota; Metazoa; Chordata; Actinopteri; Acipenseriformes; Acipenseridae. The record is from RefSeq and is a predicted model, not a curated record. Gene Ontology annotation, cellular component: endocytic vesicle; axon; plasma membrane. Gene Ontology annotation, biological process: endothelial cell migration; Rho protein signal transduction. The coding region runs from base 1421 to 4729 and encodes 1102 amino acids. Gene Ontology annotation, molecular function: guanyl-nucleotide exchange factor activity. The transcript has 20 exons.